This is a messenger RNA of Gossypium arboreum, 1032 nucleotides long. RefSeq lists its product as uncharacterized. Bases 1 to 1032 code for a protein of 343 amino acids. NCBI's taxonomy places the organism in Eukaryota, Viridiplantae, Streptophyta, Magnoliopsida, Malvales, Malvaceae. The transcript has 4 exons. The record is from RefSeq and is a predicted model, not a curated record.
AUGACUCAUUUGGACGUUGUGGGAAAUUUCCAUGGGCCACCACAGAGGCGAUAUGACCCCUACGCUUAUACUUACAACCCAGGAUGGAGGGACCAUCCCAAUUUGAGUUAUGGGGCCAAUCCACGAUAUAACCAGCCAUACCAAAAUCGGAAAACCAAGGCAUCUGUAAGAGAAUUGACCACAUCAAUUGAGAAAAUGAGUUCUCAAGGGAAGCUUCCGUCACAAACAGAACUGAACCCAAGACAAAACGUGAAUGUAAUGAUGCUGCAAAGUGGAAAGAUGCUGGAACCAAAUCCUGGCAGAAAUCUUGGCCAAGAAAUUGACCAGGAAAAGCCCAAAAAUGAUGAACAGGCUGUCACAGUUGGUGAGAAUGUAUCCGUAGUGUUACAGCGGAAAAUGCCAGGGAAAUGCAAAGAUAGGGGAAUGUUUGCAAUACCAUACAAAAUAGGUUUUUUGAUGAAAACAGGUGUUAUCAUUCAGUUGGCAGACAGGUCUAUUGUGCAUCCCGAAGGAGUCCCUGAGGACGUAUUGGUAAAAGUUAACAAAAUUAUUUUCCCUACAGAUUUUUAUGUGAUAGAGAUGGAGGAGGAUAGCACUCUUGGAUCUUCAGACCUCUUGUUGGGCAAACCUUUUCUUAGUACCGCUAGCAUUAAAAUCGACGUUCGAAGUGGAACACUCACGAUGGAAUUUGAUGGGGAGAUCGUGAAUUUUAAUGUUUACGAUGCUAUUAGUCAUCCAAGAGAAAUCUUGAGUGUAUACCGUGUUGACAUAAUUGACUCAUUAUUAGAGGAGACUUUUGAGUCAAUUUAUGAAGAUAAAUCUGAAUUUAUAUUUGAUGAUCAAGAAUCUGUUAAUGAAUUAUUGUCUCCAUCAAACACUAAAAUUUUACCUUCUGUUGUGCAGGCUCCAUAUUUGGAAUUGAAACCACUUCCCAAACAUCUUAAAUAUGCGUUUUUGGGGAAAGGUAAUACCCUACUGAUCAUAGUUUCGAAUAAACUUUCUAAGCUCGAAGAAGAAAGAUCCAGUUACUAA